This is a messenger RNA of Oryza brachyantha (malo sina), 2038 nucleotides long. RefSeq lists its product as uncharacterized. The record is from RefSeq and is a predicted model, not a curated record. Gene Ontology annotation, molecular function: nucleoside diphosphate kinase activity. Bases 20 to 1750 code for a protein of 576 amino acids. NCBI's taxonomy places the organism in Eukaryota, Viridiplantae, Streptophyta, Magnoliopsida, Poales, Poaceae. Gene Ontology annotation, biological process: UTP biosynthetic process; CTP biosynthetic process; GTP biosynthetic process. The transcript is spliced from 16 exons.
AUAGUGGUAACAUAGUUGGAUGGAUGAUGUUUAUGGAAGGAUAGAGGUCUUUCCCCAACACUUCCUACCAUCACGAGAAUCCAUGGAGACUGCUGGUGGUCUAUCCACGAGUGAGAGUAACCUGGAUUCUCCACCAAGUGCACGCAGGCGUUCCUGGACUCCAAAACGAGUUAUGGGAGCUGCAUCUCUUUUGCAUCUAUUGUCUAUUCCUCGAAUUAGAUGGUCGACCAUCAACGAGGAUGAUGACAAGGUUCAGUUAACCAGAGCUCAAGUAGAAUCAUUAAAAACUGAGAUUGCUGAUGCUGAAGAGAGGGAAUCUCAGUUAAAAGCUCGGUUGGAAAAUAUUGACGAAGUUUUGAGAUAUGCACGCCUUUCUGGGUAUCUCAAUAUUAGAAGUAGAUGGACUCAACUUCCUGGAGAGCCACCUAUUCUAGAUGAUGCCGAUGUUGAUGAUUGGCUUCCCCGGUUUGUUGUUCUACAAGGGCAAUGUGUAUACUAUUAUCUGAAAUCUACAGAUCUGAGUCCACAAGAAUCUACGCUGCUGAGCGAUAUUGUGGAAGUGGGGCAGCUUCCAAAUUUUGUGCCAGAAGAUGAGAAAACAAGAUAUGCAUUCUACAUAAUGACCAGUCAAGGUUUGAAGUUCGAAUGCUCGAGCAUGUCUGAGAUACAGGUGGAUUCAUGGGUGAGAGCGCUAAGAGGAGAUUGUGGAUUAUCGUACGGUGCUGGUGGGGAGGGUAGGAGUAAGUCAAGCAAGCAAGAAGUUGGUUCAUGUGAUCCCGGUGGUACUAUUAAUAUCCUAAUUCACUGCUCGUGCAUAAAAGAAGCAGAAGAGGAGGGCAAUCGGGUUGCUGACGUGUCGUGCCGUCAGCCACUCAGAGGCCACCGACACCGACGACGCCGGCGAGGCCACACCCAACCACUGUAUAUCAUAUCAUCUUCCACCACUAGUACUACUACAACACCUCCCAGUAUUAGUGGAGAUCGAUCGAUCGCUCGCCACGCCGGAACCCUAGCCCCCGCCGCCGCUGCCAUGAGCUCCUCCAAGCUGUACCAGUCGGCGUGCAAGGCCGCCAGGUCUCUCCUCUCCGCCGCCUCCCCGCGCUCCUCCGUCCUCGCCGAGGGGAGGAACGCUGCGCUGGCGACGCUCACCAACCUGGGGAGGAAGACCGUCCCCACAGCCUACUCCUACCACAACUCGGGCGCCUCCACCGGACCCGCCGGAUGGCUCCCCACCAUCGCUGCCAUCCCUGCCGCGGUUUACAUGUUACAGGAUCAGGAGGCGCAUGCUGCAGAGAUGGAGCGCACCUUUAUCGCCAUCAAGCCUGACGGCGUCCAAAGGGGCCUGAUUUCUGAGAUAUUGUCCCGAUUUGAAAGAAAAGGAUUCAAGCUUGUUGCCGUCAAGCUGGUGGUUCCAUCCAAAGAAUUUGCUCAGAAGCACUAUCAUGAUUUGAAAGACAGACCUUUCUUCAAUGGAUUGUGUGACUUCCUUAGCUCUGGCCCUGUACUUGCCAUGGUUUGGGAAGGAGAGGGUGUUAUUAAGUACGGGAGAAAGCUGAUCGGUGCUACAGACCCACAGAAGUCCGAACCAGGAACCAUCAGGGGUGACCUUGCUGUUGUUGUUGGCAGAAACAUAAUCCAUGGAAGCGAUGGCCCAGAGACAGCAAAGGCUGAGAUUGCUCUCUGGUUUGAACCCAGGGAGCUGGUCUCUUACACUAGCAACGAGGAGAAGUGGAUCUACGGGGUUAACUAACUGGCGAAUCAUCUUGUUAUUUUUUUUCAAAAAAAAAAUCACCUUCACUUUCCAUAAUUACCUCUUGAACACUGAAGAGUGUAAUAAAGGUACGAUCGCGACCUUUGGGUUAUGCCAAUGCCCAUGUGACCUGACGCAAAUAAGGCCCGAAGAAGAAUUGUAUACCUUCAAAUGUAGAGCGUGCACUGAGUAAUCAAACUAUCUAUCGCCUUCAGUCAGGUGAUGCCGCUUCCCUUCGUUUCUUUCCUUGUUUAUUAUUAUUGGUAUCAUAAGCUUUUGUCUCUUCUC